This is a messenger RNA of Klebsormidium nitens, 2472 nucleotides long. The record is from the annotation of a GenBank genome assembly. NCBI's taxonomy places the organism in Eukaryota, Viridiplantae, Streptophyta, Klebsormidiophyceae, Klebsormidiales, Klebsormidiaceae.
GCAGUGUCAUAAGUUGAGGGGCCUCCAAACAUGCCUUUCAACGCCCCCAACCACCUCGAAAAAACGGAUUGCAAAUCCAUGAACUCUACAUCAAGUUUUAGGGUUUUGAACAUGCUCCCACUGUCGAAUACCGUCCUACCACCUUCAUUUGUCAACGUCAGCAGAAAGUUGAAGCAUAGCAAUGUAGCAAAGCCACAAAGCUUAUGCAGCAUGACGCUGCAUGUGGGUGCCCGUUGGGUUGGAUUGAGCAGGGUGAUCUUUCAGGCCUGCAGGCCCUCUAGCAUUGCUUCCUCGGACAUAACAUGCCCACUUAUGGGGGCAGAGGCCAAUGGGACCGUCCAAACAGUUGGUGAAUGCGCUGUAGGCGGUCGCCAGCAGCUACCUAAUCAUAAGAAUGGCUUUUCAUUUGCAUUCCUGGCAGCACCUAGACUGCCUGCCAGCAACUUUGUAAAUCCUCCUGGAGGCAUACCUGGUGCGCACUUUCGCACUUUUGGGGAAAGUGCUCUGAAAGCUUCAAAAAAGGAGGAGGACGACGGGGUCACUGAGGAAGAAGGGGCACGGAGUUCGAAAAGGGCAAUCAAUGAGAAAGAUGGGGGAGUGAGGAAACCCGUCUGGAGGCCGAAUGAAUGGAGGGAGGAGAGAAGACUCAGGCUGGGGCUCUUACGAAACUUGAGAGUGUGGCCCCCAGAUGAAGACUUGGACAAGAAGCUGCCAAACGCAACAAUCGGUGGGAAACUGAUCAGUGCUGGAUCAUUGAGAGCUACUCUUUACAGUCUUGCAAAAGGCCCAAUAGCAGAUCCCACGUGGGACAAGAGCACCGCCCUUUAUAAGGAAGCCAAACAGGAGGCUGUCCAAGCUGUCCGGGGAAGCAAGUUUCUUUGCAGCGAAGAGGAUGCACUGCGAGCUCUAAAUGCACUCGAAUGGUGGCUGUCUAGGAAUCCCAAGGACCCGAGCAAAUGCGUCGACAUGUUGUUUAGUCCCGUGUUGCACGCACUUGCGGCAGCCCGGCGGACUGAUGCAAUCUCUAGACUAUGGGACAGGCACUGCUACCGCGGUGAAGGAAAUGACCGGUUCGUUCCCGUCUUCCUCGCCGCCUGCCUUCUUGCCAACAUGUUCGGACAACUCCUUACAAUGUACAAACAAGCCGAAGAAAAUGGUUGGCGUAUGCCCGUACAGACCGUGAACAUAGUGAUCAAGGCGAUGGCCGCACAAGGGUGCUCGUGUAGCGAAAUCUGGGAGUUUCACAAGAGUUGGUUUGAGAAGACGGGGAUGAGGCCUCAGUGGCCCACGUUGGUAACCCUUCUAACCUCUGGGGUGACGGUAGAGGAGAUUCAAAGCCUACACUGUGAAGAUUCACUGUUUGACGCGUAUGUGCUGAUCCGCGCACUUGCUGAGCUGGGCCGAGCAAACGAGGCGCAGAAAAUUGUGCGGCACAUCUUGGGAUCGCAAGAUUGCACCAGACCAAUGCCCACCAUCGCAGUUAUCUCUCUCCUUAGGCUGUUUAUACAAUCUGGGUUUCAAGCGGAAGCUGAGAGGUUGGCAGAUCAACAAGAGCGGCUAGGCUUGCGACUAGGAGCGGCAAUGUACUUCUAUUUGAAAACAGUAAAGAAGCCGGGGAAAGCGCUUGAAACAUACCAAACAUUGGAGGCGAUUGAGGGGUCCCACCGCCAAAGCCUGGCAGUGCUAGCGGUGCUCAUCAGGAGGUGCUACGAGGACCUCCACCUGACCAAGGCAAUGUAUCAUGCAUAUCUGGUCGGCAGGGGAUUGGAGGGCGAAUUUACCCCACCCGUCUUUGCCGACCUGGUUGAACGGUUGGCUCAAAAGGACCGGGCUGCUGAAGCCGAGGGUGUGCUGGCAGACUACUUCCAGGCGCGGCACAAGUUGCGCAGCGGCAACUACCUGGCAGAGCGGGCUUUCGAAGAAUUGGCGGCUAUGUAUUUGAAAUUCCAACAACCACAAAAACUGGUGGGACUAGUCAGGAACAUGCUCACGCAAAGAUACUUCGUCAGCAAUACGCUCCUGAUGAGCUGGAAAGAAGGCUUCAUGAGGACGGGCAGUGAGCGCUGUGGUGCCGACCAGUUCCGUUGGCCGAGCUGGCAGUGCUCUAUUGAGGCGGUCAAGAACGGGGCAAGCUUUCACAAGAGGGCCUGGGCGGAGUGGGGUACGUCCACCGGAGGGGUGUCGCUAGGUAUCGCUUACGAGCGCUCUGCGAGGGAGGGGCAUUCACGCCCUGCGAUGCCCGUUGUUCUGUCCCAGUUGGCGCCUCCUGGGCAACGCGACCGAGGAGCUGGCCCACCCCAGAUCGCCGUGGGAGGCGUCUUUGGCGGGGUGGUGCAGGCGGCGCGCAACGGGAUGCAGGCCGAGGUGCAUCAGUCAUGCAGACUGCGCGAGCUCAACCAGGCGCGCGAGGUGGAGAAGCUGAGGUCCUGGAGGAGCAAAUCUAAGGUGGCAGGCGCGGGUCCGGUCGCCUGA